Messenger RNA from Spodoptera littoralis (African cotton leafworm), 783 nucleotides. The record is from the annotation of a GenBank genome assembly. Lineage: Eukaryota; Metazoa; Arthropoda; Insecta; Lepidoptera; Noctuidae.
AUGAGCGCGUGCGCGGCGGCCGCCAUGCGCGAAAAGCACGCGGCGCCGCGCCGCCUCGCGUCCCCACCGGCAUCCCCGCUCGACCGCCACCCCAGCCCACUGAGCAGCCCCCGCGCCGACGAGCCCCUUGACCUGCGCGUCAUGCACAAACGCCCACCUCGUCUCGAAGACGAGAACUGCAACCUGAUUACACCCUCGCCGCCGCCACACCCUACUCACCCUACGCACCCAGCUCAUCCUGCGCACCCAGCGCUACUACAAUUCUGUCGACGACUACCGCUAGCUCUACCGGCUUCAUUUGGCCGCUAUCCCUUCCUACCUGCAGCAGCCGCUACGCUACUAGCGCCUGGAGCUCCUCGAGCUCCACCAGUGCCUCAAAAUCCUGGAGCUCCUAGAGCAAGAGACAGAUAUACAUGCUCCUACUGUGGGAAAGCAUUUCCUCGCAGCGCUAAUCUAACUCGACAUUUAAGAACGCACACGGGAGAGCAACCUUACCGCUGUAAAUAUUGCGAACGCUCAUUUUCGAUAUCAUCGAAUUUGCAGCGACAUGUGAGGAAUAUUCAUAACAAAGAGAGACCGUUCCGGUGUCGUCACUGUGACCGUUGUUUCGGUCAACAAACGAAUCUCGAUAGGCAUCUCAAGAAACACGAAGCGGAGAACGGGGAUGACAGUCGCCGGCGGUCUCCGGAUGAGACGUACUUCGAGGAGAUCAGAUCGUUCAUGGGCCGCGUGGCGCCGGGAAGACGCGCCGCCGCCACCGCGAGCCCCGCCGACCACACCUGA